AUGAAAUUCGUGAUCCUCGCCUGCGUGACCGCCGUGGCGGUUGCCGCCCCCCAAUAUGCCUACGAGACCCCAGCCCCGACCUACCUCGUCCCCGCCGCCUCCAGCCGCGAUGAGUCCGCUGAGGUGAUCGAAUUCAUUCCUAUCCUGAGGGACGAUCGCGUCCACGAGGACGACGGAAGGUACAACCUGGACGUGGAGACUGCCAACGGAAUCUCCAUGUCCCAGUCCGGCUCUCCUGACGGUCCCGACGGCGCCAUCGUUAAAGCAGGGCAAUACUCUUACACCGCACCUGACGGUUCUCUGAUCGAGAUCAAGUUCGUAGCCAACGAGAACGGUUUCCAGCCCCAGGGCGCCCACCUGCCCGUGGCUCCCGAGUUCCCCCACCCUAUCCCUCAGUUCGUCCUGGACCAAAUCGCCUUCGCCGCCGAGGAAGACGCCGCCCGUGAACGUGCUGAGGCUCAGGCUUCCGCCCCCGCGCCCACCAGGCUGUACGGCCAGCCUCAGUAUCAAGAAUUAGGCUCCAAGGACACUCCUGGCCAAACCGUCGAAUGGUCGCCCAGGAUAAAGGUCACUCAAGGACUAUAUAAACUCGGCCAUUCAAGUGAGGGUAUCAGUCGCUAA
Penaeus indicus is the source of this 621-nucleotide messenger RNA. Its product is annotated as endocuticle structural glycoprotein SgAbd-8-like. The record is from RefSeq and is a predicted model, not a curated record. Lineage: Eukaryota; Metazoa; Arthropoda; Malacostraca; Decapoda; Penaeidae. The transcript has 4 exons. Gene Ontology annotation, cellular component: chitin-based extracellular matrix. The coding region runs from base 1 to 621 and encodes 206 amino acids. Gene Ontology annotation, molecular function: structural constituent of chitin-based larval cuticle.